CUUUUUCUCUCCUUCACCUCCUCACCUCUUUCCAUCCCCCCUUCCCCCUUGUCCUUCUUUAUUAUCGCUCAUCCGAGUAGGGGAGAGCUGCAGGACGGCUUGUGAGUCUGGAUUGACGCUUUCCUGCUGCCACACUGUUGAUUCUUGUUUCCUUGUACCUGGAUUGCAUACUUACUAGCCUGAUGGUUUUGCUCCUGCAUCUUGUUUGCCUCUAAUUUAUUUUCACAUUUGCGUGUUUUAUUAUUUCUUUAAUUGGUUUUACUUACCUUCCUACUUUGUAAUAUUUAUCAUCCUUUUGUUCGAAUAGCGUUGUCCAUCAUGUUGUCCCAAUUUGCCCGACAGAGAACCCCUGCAUCUCAUCUCCGUUUGUUGAGAGGACGCUCCCUCUUGCAAUCAUCCACCAAAGUACGGCUAUAUUCCUCCUCAAGUCGAUUACAGUCCAUUCACUCGACCUCGUUGAAUUCUUCUCCGCAAGCUCACCCUCGUCGACCGUCCUUCCAAUCUAGCCGGAGUCUCGCCACUGCAGCGGACCAGACCGCGAUUCCCUUCGAAAGCGAUCCAUAUCCCUCCGAAUUUUCCCAAAACCAGCAAUGGAGCUCUCUUUUCCCACCUCCCCCGAGGGAUUUCGAUCCAUCGUCUCUCAUCAUUGUCAAUGAUGUUUUGCAAACCAAGCCAAAAGUGCUGAGGAAGAUGAGAGGUAUUGGCGGAGAUGAGGAGGAAAUGAUGGCGAAUUUGGACAUUUCUCUCAAAGUCAGUCGAUUUGACCGCGCGGCGAGUCUAAUCAACCGGCUGAGGGAGUACCACCCCGUUGGUUCUCCUGGCUAUCUCGUUCUGCACAACCGGUAUUUGGAAGCAAUGGUGUCGCAUAUCAUCCUAACAAGGGAGCAUGACCUAGUUUUGCAGAUGCAGAGAUGGUUCGAAGUAGAUAUGCCAUAUGGAGGCGUGGAGCCUGAUGCUACGACUUUCGCUAUUAUGAUCCGCAUGGCCCUGCGCAUGUUCCAUGGAUCUAAGAGGGAUCGAUCUGUCCGUCGCUAUUGGGCUUUCGCCAAGAACGCGGGUGUUGAGGAGGAAGUUUUGGCUGUUCCCAUUCUCUCAGAACUCGAGCUUGGUGAACUUUCUGAGAUUUGCUCUUCUGAUCUACAACGCGUUGCAAUUGAUAGUAUGGCGGCCAGGACUACUAAAUUUGACGAUUUAGAUUUGACAGCCCAUGAGGCCACCGCCGAAGUUAGGCCAGUUGAACAGAAAGGUCUAGGGCUCUCGUCGCUUAAAGAAUCUCUCUCUAUGUUCUCUACCCCACCAACGGCUACGGACGGAGAAUGCGUGGAGGAUCAGGAGUUAUACGAACAGCGCCGACAAGAAAAGCUUGAGGCCGAGGUGAUGCAGUCUGCCCUGAACCGCUGGCGACAGGAAGCUGAAGGCGUAAAAAAUCUGGGUCUGAAUGCCUCUGGAACAGGAAAGCGAUUGGGUCCCAUGAUCAGCCAGUGGCAUACGGAGCUGGUAGCGAACAUCAAAGAAGAGUUGAAACUUGUUGAUGAAGCUGAAGCCAAUCCCAUCCGCACUGUCGAGCAAAAAGAACGAUGCGAAUACGGCGUCUAUUUGCGCUCCCUUGAUGCAGACAAGCUCGCGGCCCUUACGAUUCUUACAGUCAUGGGUUGUCUGAGCCGCGGAGGAAUGGAAAAGGGUAUUAAGGUCUCUACACUUGUUUCAGCUAUCGGAAGUGAUCUCUACGACGAACUUAUGGCCGAGAAAACUCUUAGCAAACAGGCUGGUGCCAGCGCUCGGCGAAUGCAGGUUUUGAAAGAAAUGCUUGCUGGCCGCAAACAGAAUGAUGGCCGAGCUAAAUGGCAAAGCAUUGUUCAAGAUCUGGAAAAGGAUGAGCCUGAAGCUGUUUGGUCGGCUGGAGUGAAAGCCAAGGUUGGAGCUGUGUUGAUGAGUCUUCUGUUUGAUGCUGGGAAAGCCCCGGUAUAUGUGGAAGAUGCAGCAACCAAGAAAGGGAAAAUGGCCAUGCAACCCGCUUUCCAGCACUCAUAUCAAAUUGCCUGGGGCAGACGCAGUGGAUACAUUCAUAUACAUCCGGAGAUUGUCAAGAUUGCCACCAAGGAGCCAAUGGGAGAUCUCCUGGGCCGCCAUCUACCAAUGAUCUGUAAACCGAGACCCUGGAAGGGCUUCAAGGAUGGCGCCUACUUCCUACACAAGAGCAACAUUGUCCGGUCAACACCAGGCGAAAGCCUGCAGCCAACAUACAUCAAAGCAGCACUAGAGAACAAUGGCCUUGAGCAGGUCCGUGAGGGGUUAGAUAUUCUCGGUAGUACUGGAUGGACAAUCAACCAUGACGUUUUCAAUGUGAUGCUUGAAGCCUGGAAUACCGGUGAUCCAAUUGCCGACAUUGCACCACUCGAACCCGAUCUUCCUCACCCGACCAAGCCAUCCCCAGAGGAGGGGUACGAAGCUGAGAAAAAGUGGGAUAACCUCAUGCGUGAUAUUGAAAACCGCAGAUCCGGUUUUCAUUCCCAGCGAUGCUUCCAAAAUUUCCAGAUGGAGGUUGCUCGCGCAUAUCUCAACGAGACAUUCUAUCUUCCGCACAACAUGGAUUUCCGCGGCAGGGCGUAUCCCCUUCCUCCCUACCUUAACCAAAUGGGUGCAGACAACGCAAGAGGUCUACUGCUGUUUAGUAAAGCCAAGCCACUUGGCGAUAGCGGCCUAAAGUGGCUGAAGAUUCAGAUUGCGAAUCUUUCAGGUUAUGACAAGGCUAGCCUGUCUGAGCGUGAGCAGUUUACGAUGGACCACCUCGACGACGUACUUGAUUCGGCAAAUAAUGGUCUCCACGGCCGCCGGUGGUGGCUUAAAGCGGAGGAUCCUUGGCAAUGCUUAGCUGCUUGUUGCGAACUGCGAAAUGCUCUUCAACAUGCGGUUCCUACGGAAUAUGCAUCGCGCCUACCUAUCCACCAGGAUGGCUCCUGCAACGGCUUGCAGCACUACGCUGCUCUUGGAGGAGACAGUAUUGGUGCUCAACAGGUCAAUCUUGAGCCCUCUGACCGCCCAUCCGAUGUGUAUAGUGGUGUUGCCGAGUUCGUCAAGACAACGGUGGCAACGCAAGCCGCUCAGGGUCACCCCAUCGCGAAGAUGCUUAACGGCAAGAUUACUCGUAAGGUUGUCAAACAGACAGUCAUGACGAAUGUUUACGGUGUGACCUUCAUGGGAGCGAUGAAGCAAGUACGCAAGCAACUGGUGGAUCUUUAUCCCGAUCUGUCCAGAGAAGACACGAAGCAGGGUGCGUUGUAUAUUGCUCGCAAGAUCUUUCAGGCAUUAGGCACGAUGUUCAACGGGGCACACGACAUUCAGUAUUGGCUUGGAGACUGUGCUAGUCGCAUCACACAGUCCCUUCCUCCCGAGCAUAUUGAGGCUAUCGCCAAGGAAGCCAUGACGACCCCCACCGCUUCUGGUAAGGCCCAAACCAAAGCGAACGACCCGACAAAGGCGUUUCGAUCUACCGUGAUCUGGACCACACCACUAGGAUUGCCAGUGGUUCAGCCUUACCGGGUUCGCGUGUCUCGUCGAAUCACCACUUCGCUCCAGGCUCUGAGCAUUGUCGAACCCAACGCUGAUGAUGUUGUCUCGAAGCGCAAGCAGCUGCAAGCGUUCCCUCCUAAUUUCAUUCACUCUCUUGAUGCCACCCAUAUGAUCAUGUCUGCCACCGCAUGCCACCGGGCAGGACUCAGCUUUUCGGCGGUCCACGAUUCAUUCUGGACCCACGCCUGCGACGUUGACUCGAUGAAUCAGAUUCUCCGAGAGGCAUUUGUUCGCAUGCACUCCGACCAUGUGAUCAAAAGACUGGCGGCGGAGUUUGAGGUUCGCUACGGGCGGAAUCUGUUUUACGCCAAGGUCCCCGCCGAGAGCCGGAUGGGAAAAGUGAUCAAGGCGUUCAGGAAGGGGCAAAAGAAUGCCAGCAAGACCCAAGAACUGCUGGAGGAGUACAAGCGGCAAAAUCUGCUGAAGGCUGAUGACCCGGAACUGCAAGCGCAGGGCCGUGCUAUGGUCACGGCGGGUAGUGUGUUUGAGCAAGCUGGCGGUACAGACCACGACCUUGCCAUUGCCAGCUCCCUGGGCGAGACCGUUGUGGGCCACGUCCCUGAAGACCUGGCAGCGGCAGAACGGAAAAUUUCGGGGAUGGAGGCCGACCCAUCGGACCCGGCCCUGGAGACGCUGCUCGGCGGGUUUAACGAUGUGCUAGGCACGAAAGCCGAAGCGAGUGAGGGAGCCGUGAGCGUGGGGCCGGACGGGGAACAGGCAGAGGGGGCCGCGCCCACGAAGAAGAAAAAGGAGGCGCGGUCAUACGUGUGGCUCUGGCUCCCCUUGCGGUUCCGCGAGGUACCGAAGAAGGGUGAAUGGGAUCUGACACGGAUCCGCAACAGUCAGUACUUCUUUUCUUAAGAUGCCAGGAAGCCCGGGGGGGAGUUGGACGCAUUGGAUUGGCGUUGGUUGGAUUUGUUUUGAAGCAUGGGGAGCCACACAAAAGUUAAAUUAGACAGGAGGAGCCGGGGGUGUAUGUAUAUUAUGAUAUCCAUGUAUGACUACCAAUGUAUAUUUUCUUUGACAUAUAUAUAUUUCUUUUAUUUUAAUCUAUUUUUAUCCGCAAUGGG
Molecule: messenger RNA, 4640 nt
Organism: Aspergillus ochraceoroseus IBT 24754
Lineage: Eukaryota; Fungi; Ascomycota; Eurotiomycetes; Eurotiales; Aspergillaceae
Product: DNA-directed RNA polymerase
Exons: 2
Coding region: 319-4431 (1370 amino acids)
Biological process (GO): mitochondrial transcription
Cellular component (GO): mitochondrial DNA-directed RNA polymerase complex
Molecular function (GO): mitochondrial promoter sequence-specific DNA binding; DNA-directed RNA polymerase activity
Source: RefSeq, a predicted model, not a curated record